AUGGCCGCAAAGCUAGACAAAAACAAAAAGGCUCGAUAUAAAUGGGCUUUAAAAUACAAAAGCUUCACUGAAGAGGAUUGGUCAAAUAUUGUAUGGUCAGACGAAUCAAACUUUGAGAAUGACUCUCAUCUAAUAUGUGAAACAGCUGUUUCUCGGAAACAAACGUACAUUUUUUGCGGUGGACCGUGCAAAAAAGUGGUACAUGUUUCUUGUGUUUAUGCUGGUACGGUGGACUUACCUACACUUAUCAAACAGAUUCCUGAGCUGUCUUGGAGGUGUAAUGACUGUCUUUCUUCUGAUGUUUUUAUAGAGGAUGCAGAACUUGGUCAACUUGUUGAAAGCAAAAUUAGUCAUGCCUUGGAUUCGAUUGUCGUACAGAUUAAUGAACUUAAGUCGACUAUUGAACAAGCUGUUCUGCAGAAUCCUGAUGCUUCAAGUGUUAACAAACCGAUACCAUAUGCCAGUGUCUUAAGGAAAAAGACGGUUCCUGCUGUCAUAAUUAAGCCUAAAACAAGAUACGUCAAAAACGAAGACUGA
Acanthoscelides obtectus is the source of this 537-nucleotide messenger RNA. NCBI's taxonomy places the organism in Eukaryota, Metazoa, Arthropoda, Insecta, Coleoptera, Chrysomelidae. The record is from the annotation of a GenBank genome assembly.